Messenger RNA from Drosophila kikkawai, 1368 nucleotides. RefSeq names its product acyl-coenzyme A diphosphatase NUDT19. Lineage: Eukaryota; Metazoa; Arthropoda; Insecta; Diptera; Drosophilidae. Gene Ontology annotation, molecular function: hydrolase activity, acting on acid anhydrides, in phosphorus-containing anhydrides. The record is from RefSeq and is a predicted model, not a curated record. Gene Ontology annotation, cellular component: mitochondrion.
ACUUCCUCGAAGGCUUCUCUGAGGGCAGUCAACCUUAGGGCGAUGUCCUUGGAAAGGUGCUGCCCGCCAGAGAGAAACUCCGGCCUGGGCGAUUGCUGAUCGUGGGUAUGCGCUUUAAAGUGUAAACAACAGCUGACUAGCAAUCGAUAAUGCCUCCCAAUCGAAAUCGUUAUCGCUCUCAGUUACCUAAACGAGCAAUGUCCAAGCAGGUGUUGCCAAAAAUCCGGCUGUCCUCCAGCCUUAUUCUGCUGGCCAGAAACCAGGAUGUGAAGCCCAAGUCCUUCGACUACAAUGCCCUGCUUCUGACCCGUACCCCAAAGUCUAGCUUCAUGCCCGAGUCUUCGGUGUUUCCCGGUGGCGUAUGUGAUGGCACGGACAGCUCUUCCUCUUGGCUGGAGCACUUCAAGCGAAGCCAAAUCAGCUCAGCCAAGCUGCAGGAAUUAAGCCAAGUGAAGGGGCCGCGACCGGAGAUUUUCAAGGCUAAAGCUGAUAACGAGGGCAUGGAUCCCUCCCUGUCCUUGCGCCUGACUGCCAUAAGAGAAACCUUUGAGGAACUAGGCAUCUUGCUGUGUCGGGACAGUAAAUCUCUGACCUCUACCAGCGGCUUCGGACAGUUUCACGAGCAGUUCGAUCGAGCCCACUGGCAGCAUGUCGUCCAUAACGACGCUAGCAAGUUCCUGACGCUCUGCCAGGAGUUGGAAGUGCUGCCCGAUGUGUGGUCCCUGCACGAUUGGUCUGUCUGGCGCACACCGUCCACAUUCAAGAAGCGUUUUGAAACUGCCUUCUUUGUGGCAGCCCUAGAGCAGGAGCCCAGUGUACACAUCGAACCGAAUGAGGUCAAGGACUGUGCGUGGCGAUCCCCCUUGGAUUACCUUCAGGCUUGCCUGAGAAAGGAGCUCUGGUUGCCGCCACCUCAAUUCUAUGAGCUAUCUCGUUGCCUAAACUUUCCCUCUUUGGAUGAUUUACGGCAGUUUGCCGAAAAUCGUUCCGAAAAAGGCAUCGACCUGAUUCAUCCUGUAAUGUACAAAUGCAAAAACGGAGUUGUGCAUCUGUUGCCUGGCGACGAUGCGUAUCCCUCCGAUCCGGAUGCUAGCAAUGACAAAAUUGAGACUGGAUUGUCAGUUGAAGACUUUCGGUCAAAGGCCAAUGGAAAACUUCAUCGCUCGGAGCACUGGAACCAGCAUCAAUCGCAGCUGCUUAUAAACUUCGAUAGGUCAGAUGGGCAGGUGCAUCCAUUGGACCCCAAAAAGCUUUGAGACGCGGUUCCAUCUUCUCUGAUGUUAUGUUUGUGCAUUUAUUAGACCUUUUGUAAGAUUUAUACAUUAGAACCGGUAAAGAAUAACAUGCAUGAUUGUUGCUGAUCAAGAA